This is a messenger RNA of Rhopilema esculentum, 3031 nucleotides long. Its product is annotated as ficolin-1. NCBI's taxonomy places the organism in Eukaryota, Metazoa, Cnidaria, Scyphozoa, Rhizostomeae, Rhizostomatidae. The record is from RefSeq and is a predicted model, not a curated record.
CAUACAUUAAGUAGCCUGCCCCUUUUUCACAUUCCGGACUUUAAGACCAAUUUGGGUAUGAUAAUUGUGCUCAACCCCUGUUUAUCAUAUAUGCAAUGUUUGAAAACAAUUCUAUGCAAACAAUUGGUACCAGAAAGCGUGGAAGGUUUGUGGACUAACGACCCGAGGCAAAAGCCCUCCUGAAUCGGAAUGUUUGUGUUAGAUAUGCACAUAAAUUAUUCAUGCAUAAUUUGCUGCGUACAUAUAUUUGUAGGAACAAGAAUUGGAAAAGCUACAUAAUCAAAGAAAACACUAAAAUGAUGAUUGCAUUUGAUUCAAGGGAACCAUGAGGUUACAUAUUGUAGACCUAUUCUGGCUUCAGGUUCAUAUCUUGCUUGUCAAAUGCAACUUCGUUACAUUUGGCAAUUUCUUUCAGCAAACGAAAAAUGUCAAUGAAUUCAACUUAGAUAUGGAUGAAGCCUUUAUAAAGCCAGAAUUUUUCAAUUGUGGCAGGACAGCUUCUUGUUCUGGUGUUUUUAAAAGCCAGGAUAAAGGAAAUUACCAAACAAAUACAGAAGAUACUCCAUUGGAAGAAGGAAAAAGUGUCACCUCUUCAUGGGAGAAAAUCAAACAACCCACAGAUUGCAAAGAUCUACAUGAAAGACGUAACAGAGAAAGUGGCGUCUACAACAUCACAAAACCAAACAAGCAAGUAUUGGAGGUUUACUGUGAUAUGGAAACAGACGGCGGAGGUUGGACUGUGAUACAGCGCCGUAUUGAUGGCUCAACCGACUUCAACCGUGGCUGGUCUGAUUACAAACAUGGAUUUGGCGAUGUUGAGAAAAAUAUGUGGAUCGGCUUAGAGAACAUGCACUCUCUUGCUGGUCUUAACUCUAACACAACUCUUCGCAUAGAACUAAAGCAUCGACUUAAAGGCGACGAGCUAUUCUUUGCAAAGUAUGGCAGCUUUAAGAUAAGCGACGAGACUGAUGGAUACCGUAUUGGAGUUUCUGGGUAUUCAGGAACGGCUGGUGAUGCUUUCAACGUGAUCCCGUCUUAUAUGGCUAAUAACAACAUGGUAUUCACUACGAAGGAUCGUGAUAAUGAUAAUGAUAUUGGUAAGAACUGUGCGAAUGAUUACAAAGGUGGCUGGUGGUAUAACGGAUGUCAUAACUGCCAGCUGAAUGGGUUAUUUCCAAGUACAGCUACACACAGUGCUAGUUUUAUGUCCUGGAGAACAAUUGAUGAUCUCCAUGGCAACAUCUAUUUUUCUGAAAUGAAAAUCAGACGUAACUAGAAUCGAGCGGCAGAAGGCGGCCUAGAGAGAGUCCGAGCACGCUCCAAUUUGCGAAGAAACGAUCUUAUAGAACACGCCGGGGAUGUGAGACAUGCAGCAAUCGAAUUUCGCCAUUCUUGACUAGAAGUGGCUUUUUGAUAAAAUCGCUAGCAAAUACCUUUUGUUGCUUUUGUUCCUCUUUAUAUCAAACUAAGUCCAAUAACCUGUAGCUUUUCGGAUAAGGGAUAACGAGACCCUUCGAGAAAAAAUUUUUUUUUGAUAAAACUCAAAAAUUUUGAAAUGAAGAUCAGGUGGGAUUAGAAUCCAUUUGCUGAAGACGGGCUAGAGAGACGCUGAAUCCGCUUUCCGCCGCUGCACCGAGUAUUCACUUUCUUUUCUUGUCUUCUAAUCAAUAUCUAUACAUAAACAACACUUAGCUUGACAAAUUCAACAAGUCAAAUUUUCAUGUAACAUUUGUUUAGAUAGUAUUCUUCUAAGCAAAACCAUCUCAAUGAUCUAAUCUGUUGUAAAAUCGUUGUCAUUUUUCUAUACUUUCUCGUUUGUUCAAUCAGUACUUUGCCCUUCAGGAAACUGCUUCCCAUGCAAUCUUUUUCAAACUGUUUGUUUUUCGAAGCUUUUACUUCUGACCUGCAAUCCCACCUGCCUUGAUACUGGAUUCCCGAUGUUCUCUCCGUUUAAUGGUGUCUACUUUUUUGUGUUUUACGAUUUCAGUGCGUUCACUUUCAGUCCUAUAGUUUCUAAUAUUGUUUUCUCUGUCUAUAAUAUCACCAUUGCUCAUAGUUCUUCCACAUGAUUUGCCAUGGCGUAGAGAAGAUGCUUUUUGUGAAAAAGUGGUUCUCACUUUUUCUAAUUCCUAAAGUUUACGCUCAACACAUUCAUUACAACAGGAAAUAAGAAUGAGCUUAGAGAUGAUCCCUGGUGCAAUCAAGCAUUUGCUUUGAGCCGAUUUGAAUCUCAAAAAACCGUUUGUAGAGUUGUCUUCGUCUAAGUUUAUUAUUCUUAAUAGCAGAUCUUUUCCCCUUGCACACUAAUACACUGUCUCUCUAGGCCUUCUAUUAUAUACCUCUUCUAAUUCUAAAAGUCUUGAUAUAACUUGUUGCCCCGAAAUUUUCUAUGUAGCUGCGUAAUGAUAAAGCAGUGUAUAUUCGCCUUCAUAAAUUUUGAAUGUCAGGAGGGUCUUUGAGACAAAGAAUUUUGUCCGUCAUUUCGGUAAAAAUAGCUCUUCGCAUAUAAGGAUAUUUCUAAGGUUGCUAAAAGUUUUAUGAAAUCUGACUGAUUAUCUAUAAAUGGUAGCUUCUUUCGAGUAAGCAGGUUAAUCUUCGUACAAAAAAAUGAAUAAUCCGAAUAGGCUAGUCGUUAUUUCCACCGUUUUAAUUAGCUCCAGUUAUCAUUGCCUUCUUUACGACAUAAUUAUCUUUUGUCUAUGUAACCAAGAUAGCUUGCUCAUCUUUUAAAUGAAUUAAACUGCGUGGGUGUAUUUUACCGGCUUUAUCGAUAUCAGAAUCAACUUUAGCACAUUUGCCUUCUCAUUCUUUCAUUCACAUUCGCACAGCACAAAAAAUCAUAAUUGUAUAUAGGUAUGUUAAUUUAGCUUAGCAGUUAAUAGGGAUCACAGGCAACAUACCUGCUAAAUUUCCACAUGCUUCUUUUCCUCCACGUUUUAAAUAUGACUCUCUAUGUUGGAAAUAGUUCAUUUUCUAAAUGCCUGCUCACUUCCAAGAAAUACUAGAACUGCGCCGAUUUCAUCGAGUGAAC